AGGUGCGCAUGCGUUGUGACUCAAUAAAGGCGGAAGUGUCGAAGGAAUUGAAAUUGGCCUCCAUUAAUGGUUGUUUGUAAAUAUUUCAUGAGGACAAAAUAAUGAAAUAAACAAUGAAGCCUAAAACGAACCGUCGGCCCAAAGAAAGGGCCAGCGAUAAAGACACUGUAGUCGCAUUUCAUGAAUUCAUACAGGGUCGAAUUCAGGGCGAACUGAAUGGAGUGACCAUCGGGCCAGGUUAUAUGCUAUCGCGGAUAGCACUUGCUUCCGUUAUUUUCGGGUUUCUGUGUUUGUUGGUGGGUAUUCUGAUAAUUGCCCUCCGCCACAGGCACGUGUACCUCAUAAGCUGGGACGCCCAGUUCCUCGGGCCUUUCUUCAUCAUUAUGUUUCUGGGAUGUUGCGGGCUUGCUGUUUUCUUGUUGAAUCUGGCCAAGCAGCGAACAAACCAGUACAGAAAAGAUCUUGCUUUUCGACCAAUCGGAGACUACGGUGUUGCUGUGGUUCACAAGAGCAAGCUUACCUAUGAUGAACAAAAAAAGACAACAUUGAAGUCUGGUACCACGCCACACAACGUCAGGCAUCCUGGUCGACCGGGAGUCAACGACAGUGGUAACCAGGGUGAUUAUAGCAAGAGAUCCGGCUAUGAUAACCGUGGUUACAAUGACGACCGUAACCGUGACCCUGACAGACGUUACCCGGACAGACCGCGACGCGGCCCGGAUGAGGUAGACCGCCCGCUGAUGCGCGACGGGGAGAGGCGAGAAGGGGAAAGAAGCAGACGGCCUCCAGAUGACCGACGGGGUCCGGACGACAGACCACGCCGCCCUAGACCACCCCCAGGCGAGGGUGGGGACAGACCCCCGAGGGGAGAGGGAGGUGACAGACCAAGGCGACCACCUGAUGACCCAAAUCGCCCGAGGCGACCCCCUGGUGACCGUGACCCAAACAGGCCAAGAGGACCACCACGUGACCGUGACCCCAACAAGCCCAGGCGACCCAUGACCCCUGAGGAGGAGGAGCGUAGGGCGGAGGCCAGGCGGAGGUACGAGGAGGACAAGAGGAGACGACUGGAGGAGGACCGACGGAGGGGCGAACUGAGGAAGCAGGCUGAGGCCAGCCAGCAGGGUGGUGAGGAGCGAGGCGUGGACGUGGAGGGAGGCAGGCGGACCUACCAGAUCCAGACCACUGUGAAACUCUCCCACCAGCCCACUGACGAGUCCGACCUCUAGAUCUACAACUGUCUAAUAGGGCUGAUGUUCACAAAGCUCUAUAGGGGAAUCUAAACUCAUGUUGUACUAAAGUUUAAAUUUUAGAUCAACUUUUCUGCAAGAAAUCUGAUGUUAUUUUCUAUGGAAAGUUAAAGAUAUUAUUCACCAUGAUAGUAAUAUUUACAUGUUUAAAACAUGGAAAUAUUAAAAUAUCUAAAAAAUAUCAAAGCCAGAGACCUGAAAAACUUUAUUAGUUUAAUCAAUUUCCUUGGGUUUUCCCUAAGGAUCUUCGUGAAUAUAGGCCCAGCCCUUGACGGAGCUCUGGAUCUGAGAGCAUAUCUUCCUUGCAAUAGCAUUCCAGAGGAGACUGGCUACAUAUCACUUUGAGGUGGGCCAAACAUCACUUUGAGAUGGGCCACACAUCACUUUGGUUCCUUUUUUCCACAUACGUCUUCAUUUCAAAGAUUGUGUAUGCUCAUUCAUAAUUUUGUUUAAUGUUUUAUGAAAAAUAUUUUAGUUUUAAGAUUGGAUGCUUAUAGAGAAAUGCACAGAAUACAUUCCCAACUAUUUACUGGUAAUAAUUUGUUGGAACAUUCCAAAUACUUGCAGAAUUUAGUAUAUCACUUAAUUCAUUUCCAUGUUUGGAUUUAUUUGUUAAAAGACUAUGAAUCUAUGUAUGUUAUAUGGAAAGUUGAAGAUGUUCUUUCAUAAUUCUAGCCCUUGAUGCUCUUGAGAAAGUUUGGCAAGGCAUUUCUGGUGUUAACUCUAACAAUUUUCUGGGACCAAUAUUUUAUUCUUCCUUUGUUAAGCAAAUUAACAGACUGCAUAAUGAGUGACUCAUAUUGUAUCAAUGUUUUAACAUAUCCAUAGUGCUUUAAAUCAAUGAAACAAUAAGUGUAUGUAUUAUGUAUAAGUGUAUCGACUCACAAACAAUUGUUUUUUUUCUUUCUUUGACAGAAAUAUAAUGAAUAUAAUUAUAUUCAUUUCAAUAUAUUCUUAUUAAUAGCAAUUUGUUUGAUUAUGCCUUCUCAUUGACAACAUGGAUUAUUAAUUAAUCAGUGAAAAUGAUCAUGCAAAUGUACAUACAUGUUAAAUGAUGUUUUGGUAUAUUAUAAUCAUUUACCCUGUAAAUAUAUUAACAUAUUUUUUUAUACUUUCAUAACCUACAUUUAUGUAUAUUGCCAUCUUUUGUAUAUAUAUAUAUUUUUCAUUUUGCCAACAAUUUAAGAUUCAGCAUUUUAUAGAUAGUUGUAAAAUCUACACAAAUUUUAUUUUUCGAUGUGUUUCGUGCGGUAUUUGUCCCUUAUGAACAGAGGAUACAAAUUUCUAAAAAUGCUCAGCUUUAUCAUGUAUUUAAUUUUUAAAUGCUUCAAACAGCUAGUUUAUUUUCAAACAAAAUUGGACAGCAUCUUUUAUGAAUGAAUAGUUAUAAUAAAUUUAAAUAAUUUGUAUCCGAUUAAAAUCAAUUGUCUUGUACAAUUAAAAUCAUUUGUAUCCCGAAGCUGUACAUUCCGGUUUAUACAAAGAGAAUUUAUACUCAAUAAAAUAGUGUAUAAACUCUU
Dreissena polymorpha is the source of this 2770-nucleotide messenger RNA. Its product is annotated as eukaryotic translation initiation factor 3 subunit A-like. The record is from RefSeq and is a predicted model, not a curated record. The transcript is spliced from 5 exons. Bases 114 to 1229 code for a protein of 371 amino acids. NCBI's taxonomy places the organism in Eukaryota, Metazoa, Mollusca, Bivalvia, Myida, Dreissenidae.